AUGACUGACCAACCUACUGCCCAAGAUACCAACACCGAGAGGGAACCCCCAGCUUGGGAAACUACCUUGAGACGUUGUUACCGCCUCAGCGCCACCUCGAGAACUACGAGAGACGUGCACGCACUUUGUGAAGCGUAUUGCGACCACGUGGAUGCGGUAGGGGAGUUUAUGUCCGGGAAAUUGAACAGGAUAGCAGGGCAAGUGGAGGAGAUAGAGAGAGAGCGCGAUAGGCUACGAGCACUAUGCGACGACUACGAAGUAGAAAACUCAAGCCUCAACAGCAAGGUGUAUGGCCUGGAAAGGGAACUACUGGACGAACAGUCCAUCAACGCAGCGACGAUAUUAGAAAAUGCCAACCUCAGCCACGAAGUUGGUGUCCUGGAAGACCGCGAGGAAACCCUACGCAUGGAGUACGACCACCUACGCAUGGAGUACGACCACCUACGCAUGCAAAUAGAUUACGCCGAUUAUAAAGACACCUGUGACAAAGGGACGCAAGUACCGUCACCCAACGAGGACCCACAGGACAUGGACCACCCUACCGACUACGAGUUAGGGUACAGUGCUGCCGUACGCACGUACCAGCCAAUGCUACUAGACCUGGACGCAAAAGUGCACAAGUUCAUGGAUAAGAAAAUGAAAGAGAAGACCCGACAAAAAACCCAGCUGCUGAAAAAGCUCAAACGUGGAGAAUACCGUACCCGCAACCACCAGAGGCGCAAUGUCCGCAAGUUGCAAGGUGUAGGUCAACACUACGACUCUGAGUGACUUCCACUACAAACACUUCUUUUAUUACCCUAUAACCAGUAAAUACAUUUUUUUAUACUAAUUGUAAUGGUAACAAUAAAACACUAAAAAGUAAAAAAA
This is a messenger RNA of Nematostella vectensis (starlet sea anemone), 867 nucleotides long. RefSeq lists its product as uncharacterized. NCBI's taxonomy places the organism in Eukaryota, Metazoa, Cnidaria, Anthozoa, Actiniaria, Edwardsiidae. Bases 1 to 768 code for a protein of 255 amino acids. The record is from RefSeq and is a predicted model, not a curated record. The transcript has 2 exons.